This is a messenger RNA of Rotaria sp. Silwood1, 1038 nucleotides long. The record is from the annotation of a GenBank genome assembly. NCBI's taxonomy places the organism in Eukaryota, Metazoa, Rotifera, Eurotatoria, Philodinida, Philodinidae.
AUGUCUUUCUCAAUGCCACCAUGGGUUAGAACAUUAUCUAUCAUUCAACGACACACUGCUCAUUAUAUCUACGCAAUAUUUCUUGUAUUUGGUGUUACUGGUUGUUGUCUUAAUAUUUUACUUUUAUGUGGUCGACGUAAAUUUCGUACAGUAACCUGUUGCGUAUAUAUGGCAGCAGCAUCUAUCAUUAUGUUGAUUAAUCUAUCUUUGGGUAUUGGAACGACUUUAUUUUUACUCAAUCCUAGACAUUUCUAUUUUUUAUCACCUACUUUUUCUCGAAUAAAUACAUAUUUACUUCAAGUUACAUCAAUGAUGUAUCGUUGGUGUUUAGUUGCAGCAAGUUUUGAUCGAUAUGCACUUACAUCAACAGAUUUAAAUUUAAGAAAUUUUGCUAAAAUGCAUGUUGCUCGUCGUACAAUUGUUAUUAUUAUAGUUGCUUGGAUUGUAUUACCUAUACAUAAUCUUAUCUAUAAUACUGGAAAUAUGAAUUCAAGUAAUAUUUAUUAUAAUGCUCCUUUAUUAUAUUAUCAUAGUAUAUUUACACUUACUGCUGGAUGUAUUUUUCCAGCAACAAUUAUGAUAACUUGUGCAUUUUUAACUCAUCAUAAUCUUGUUCUUAAACAAAAACGUCGUCAAUUUAUUAUAGCUCAACAUGGUGGAAAUAAUAUAGAAGCAAGAGAUCAAGAACGAAGACGUGAUCGACAAGUUUUACUAUUAUUAAUUGUUCAAGUUAUUGUAUUUCUUAUAACAAUAAUUCCAUUAAUGUGUUCUCAUUUUUAUAAUGCUAUGACACUUAAUAUUAAAAAUAAAUCAAUUGAACGAAUGACAAUUGAAAGAUUUGCUGCAUAUUUAGCAUCACUUAGUGUUUAUCUAUUUCCAACUUUAUCAUUUUAUUUAUAUACAAUGACUUCUACUAUGUUUCGUAGUGAAUUAAAAAAAUUAAUACGAUUUAUAGUACGAUGUAAUUGUUUACGUCAAAAUGUUCGUAUUGAACCAGUUGGAAACAAUAUUAAACAUCGACCAGUUACAAGACAUUAA